This is a messenger RNA of Cimex lectularius (bed bug), 1418 nucleotides long. RefSeq names its product actin, muscle. Gene Ontology annotation, biological process: mitotic cytokinesis. The record is from RefSeq and is a predicted model, not a curated record. The transcript has 3 exons. Bases 168 to 1298 code for a protein of 376 amino acids. NCBI's taxonomy places the organism in Eukaryota, Metazoa, Arthropoda, Insecta, Hemiptera, Cimicidae.
UUGUCCAAAUAAGGGGAGGCUGAGGUGGCGAUUGGUGGGGGCCGGUUAGGAGGGGGCCCCGGGUAGAUAAAGCACCCAGGGGCGGCAUCCUUGUUCACUCGCCAUCCAAGCUUCGAGCACUCCACAGUUCUUCUUCACCGAGAGACACCCCAACAAAGUACAGCAAGAUGUGUGACGAUGAUGUUGCGGCGUUGGUCGUUGACAACGGCUCCGGAAUGUGCAAAGCCGGCUUCGCUGGAGAUGACGCCCCAAGGGCUGUCUUCCCCAGCAUCGUCGGUCGCCCAAGACAUCAGGGUGUGAUGGUCGGUAUGGGUCAAAAGGACAGCUAUGUAGGAGAUGAGGCCCAAAGCAAGAGAGGUAUCCUCACCCUCAAAUACCCCAUCGAACACGGUAUCAUCACCAACUGGGAUGAUAUGGAAAAGAUCUGGCACCACACCUUCUACAACGAACUGAGAGUCGCCCCUGAGGAACACCCCAUCCUCCUCACCGAAGCCCCAUUGAACCCUAAGGCCAACAGGGAAAAGAUGACCCAGAUCAUGUUUGAGACCUUCAACACCCCGGCCAUGUACGUCGCCAUCCAGGCUGUCCUCUCCCUGUACGCCUCUGGUCGUACCACCGGUAUCGUCCUCGACUCCGGAGAUGGUGUCUCCCACACCGUCCCCAUCUAUGAAGGUUAUGCCCUUCCCCACGCCAUCCUCCGUCUCGACCUCGCCGGCCGUGACUUGACUGACUACCUGAUGAAAAUCCUCACCGAGCGUGGUUACUCUUUCACAACCACCGCUGAGAGGGAAAUCGUCCGUGACAUCAAGGAAAAACUUUGCUAUGUCGCCCUCGACUUCGAGCAGGAAAUGGCCACCGCCGCCGCCUCCACCUCCCUCGAGAAGUCCUAUGAACUUCCCGACGGUCAGGUCAUCACCAUCGGUAACGAGAGGUUCCGUUGCCCAGAAGCCCUCUUCCAACCUUCCUUCUUGGGUAUGGAAUCUUGCGGUAUCCACGAAACUGUCUACAACUCCAUCAUGAAGUGCGACGUCGAUAUCAGGAAAGACUUGUACGCCAACACCGUCCUCUCCGGAGGUACCACCAUGUACCCUGGUAUCGCCGACAGGAUGCAGAAGGAAAUCACCGCCCUCGCUCCUUCCACCAUCAAAAUCAAGAUCAUCGCUCCCCCAGAAAGGAAAUACUCCGUAUGGAUCGGUGGCUCCAUCCUCGCCUCCCUCUCCACCUUCCAGCAGAUGUGGAUCUCCAAGCAGGAAUACGACGAAUCCGGCCCCGGAAUCGUCCACCGCAAAUGCUUCUAAGAAGCCGGCCAAAUCCAUCCACACCGAAUACAUCACCACCAUCAACAACAAAAGUGCGCCAAAAAAUAUUUAUUUCAAUCGAACUGUGGUGGGCGCCUUAUUUUAUUUUUUGACAUGUCA